Molecule: messenger RNA, 567 nt
Organism: Hyaloscypha bicolor E
Lineage: Eukaryota; Fungi; Ascomycota; Leotiomycetes; Helotiales; Hyaloscyphaceae
Exons: 2
Coding region: 1-567 (188 amino acids)
Source: RefSeq, a predicted model, not a curated record
AUGGCGAUCCUCUCGCUGGGGCCGAACAAGGUCGAGGUUCGCAUUCGAAGACACCCGCAGAACACAUCCUUCGACGAGUAUGUCAAGGUCGGAGACCGGGAGAAAACUGAUGCUACCUCUUGCGACCGAUACAUCAUCCCUGAACCUGGUCAGAUCUACACCAUCGAAGUUACAUUGAAGAGAGGCUACAAUUUUGGAAAGGCAGACUGCGUGAGUGCUUCUCUUUGCCUUCUUGGCGUGGCAAAACCUAUCUCGGCGCUGCAGAUUCGUCCCCCCAAUGACUACGAAAACUUCACAAAAGAGGACCUCAAGGUCCAUCUUACUUAUGUUAAACGAGUCAGAGUGGAUGGACAUAGUAUCUCUGGGGCGCGCUUAGUGUUUGGAGAAGUUUCGAUUGAUGCAGACCUGCAAAAUGAAACCAAUGUUAUGGGUAUUGAUCCAAAAAAUCUUGGUAGUCUUUGCAUUGAAGUCAAGAAGGAGAAAUAUGACUUGGUCCCCAUGACGCCCGGUGAACACGCAAAAAUGAUUAAGCAAGACAGCAAAGAGAUAUGUUGCUCUUGUGAAUAA